GUCGCCCUGUGCGGGUUGGCGCAGGAGCAGGGCAUCGCCGCACUACGGGCGUGCCUCGCCGACGCCCGCGGCGAUGAGACACUUCGCUUCACCGAGAUCACUUCUGCCAUGGCACGUCGUGCUGUCGUGUGGGGCGAUUCCUCGGCGUGGGGUGACAUAAAGGUUGUUCUCCAGACUCGCUUGGCCCCCGGCUCUCGGCCGUUGCCAUCCGAAGUCAUGUCCGUCUGUGCUGCCCAUUUCCGCGAUGCAGAUUUCAUCGUUCCCGACCCCAAGGAGGACGCUGUCAUUGUCCACGGUGGGCUGGACAACGGGUACGGGUCCGCGGAGGAUGGGUGCCACUUCUUGCCGCUGCUCCAUGUCGACGAGUACCGCCUGUUGCCCCCGUGCUCGUCACCGAAAUGGGCCGACAUGGUGGCGGCCGUCGCCGCUCGCAGUGGUGAUCUCGCGCUGGAGUCGCGCGUCCGUGACGGGGGCGACUGCUACUUCCACGCGCUUCUCGUCCUCCUGCAUUUCCGGGGCGUGCUCAUGCUCGCGCCGAGCGGCGUGUCCGCGGCCCCGGGGGGAGCGAGUGCCAGUCUUCGCGUCCCGGACCCCACGGGCGAGAGCGUCGCCGCAUUGCAGGCCAAAGUCGAAGGGCUCCCAGAGGACGAGGCAUCGAACGCGAUCGAAGAGUUCCUGUUUCCUGACAUCGUCUUCGAGGGUUUUAAGACGAAGGAGGAGGUCUACGAGACAGUGCGCCAGAGGGUCAUGAAGGCGUGGGAGGACACCCGGUCUCACCGCCAGAUUGCCAGCGAGCUGGAUUUCGAUUUGCGCACCAUCGCGCCGAAGCUGUUGGCGGACGCCGUGCACACCGCAGCAAAGGCCCGGGGUCUCUCUGCGGAGGCGCUGCUCUCCGCCGUGGAGUGCAACAUGGGUUUCAUCGAGGCGCCCGGAACAAAGCUGACGCACUUGCGGAUGUCAGGCCGUUACAUUUCCCCUGGCCAGCCCCUCUUGAUCGGCAGCGCGUCCUCCACGCGGAAGUCGGCCUUGAUGCAGUGCACGGACAAGUGGUUGACGCAGGUCCCGGAGGCCUCCCCUGUUUUCAAAGACAAGUUGGUCAUGAACACGGACUGCGCCACGAAGGGCAUUCGGAAGCAGCUUGAAGAACACGGCCGGUGCGGCAUCUCCAGCGACGAGGCCGCAAACACGUUCCAGACGCCCUUCAGCGACGUGGAGUCCGGGGUGCACUAUCUCAGCUGCGCGAAGCUUAACACGUGGACGCAGAGCGAGCGCGACGGACCGGCGACUGGCAACGGCAAGGUGUCUUUGGACAAUUACAAUUUCAUGCUCAAGUGCGCGGGCCAGACAGAGGUCGUCGAGUUUAUCGUCAUGCCGAAAGUGCACGGGUUCCAGAAGCGCAUGCAGACGGACGUGUGCGCGGACGACGGGGUCGAUUCCGAACAGAGCGACUCCUUCAUCGAGCGUCUGCACGGGUGGAUGCACGAGCAUUGUUCUGAUGUCGCCAGCGUUCUCUCGCUCGACGGCUUCGCCUACACCAUAUACCGUGCUGCGAAGCAGGCUUUUGAUGAUAUCUGUCAGACCGUGCCAAUGCCGCCGGCAUUCAAGACGAAGUUGAAUUUCUUUCACAGCGACUUGCUUCGCGCAACGCACCGGGUGCACCGCGGGAACCAGUUCGCCAGGCAUUUCAUCGCCCGGCAUGCUGCCCAGGGCGACGACGCCCUGGCGCCGCAACCGCCUUUUGAUUCUGCUUGCGGGUGUUGUCUUCCCAGUGUGAACGAAAUCACGAUGGGGCUCCACAAGGUUCUCCGCCAAAUUGAACUUCACUUCGGGCUGUGCCGCUUCCACGUCGCCCACGCUGCCGAGGGCAACCAUCGCUCCGGCGCCGACGGCAGGUGCGCAGGCGGAUCUUCGGCGGCCGUGCUGGCCGUUCCUGACGUCGCGGAGAUAGCGAUGAGGGCCCUCAUGCCGUCCGAGCUGAUGCGGCAGUUCCUGCUCACUCGCGCUCCCAAGGGGCAGAUUUUCACGGAGGCGGAUGCGAGGCAGUGGCUCAGGGUCGCGGACUCCGCCGAUGCGGGGGACUCCACGCAGAGGGCCAAGGCGGCGCAAGGCAAGCGCAAGGGCAACCCCAAGGGCAAGGGCAUGUUCAAGAAGCGCAAGCUCGAGGAGAUCGUUGCGGACGCAGAUGCCACGGAGGAACGCAAGCGCCUGCGGGUGAGCACCGCGUGCCGCACUCGACAACGCUACCCAGCCCACUACGAGCUGCUAAUGGAGGUGCUCUCAGAUCAUGACAAGAAGGCCGUCGAGGAUCUGCAGUAUCGGCGUAUCGUCCCUGAGGAUUGCGAAUUGCUGUCCGGACUGGACGCGAGCGUGUCCCGCAGCGCCCGGGAUAUGGACUACAUCAACAGCGUGCUCGAGCGGUGCAAGGGCGGGCACCCCGGCGAUCCGGCGCCCGCGAAUUGUAUGAUUUGCAUGGAGGAUGUCCCGUGCCGCCACCUACCUUGCAGGCAUUCGUUCUGCUCCGACUGCCUCGUUUCAAGUUGGUCCAAGGUGGACGCGCUCGGCCUGAUUUGCCCUGCGUGCAGGCAAGAUGUGCCGGAAGGGUUGGCGCUCGCGGAGGAGAGAAAGGCCGGUGUCGCCACGGGCGGUUGCACCGAGGGCGCCGCGGGCGCAGGGGGCGCUGCGGAGCAGGGCGUCGGCGCUGCCGCCGCCAGCGCGGCCAGGCCCCUCGAGGGCGCCGCCCGCGCUGGUGCCGCGGGCGCGGGAGGCGUGGCCCAGGCGUCCGAAGAGGGCGACGUUGCGGGGGAGAGUGGCGAAAAGACGGUAUGGCAGUGCGUGGUCGCUACCAUUCUGUCCGAAUCCCCAGACCUCUCCUCGGAAGUCGCGAAGCGCCUCCAAGUGGGGGACCGUCUCGAGGGCCUCGCCGUGCCUCGGAUGGAGGGCCCGGUGAUGCGGGUGCACGUGAGGAUCGGAGACAAAGUCGGCUGGGUGACGUUGCGGAGCACUUCGGGCAAGGAGCUCGUCUCAGUCUUGGGCGCCGACGCUCAACCUGGCGCUGCCGACGGCCGUGGCGCGCCUGCCCUGGCGCCCGGGGUGCCCUCGCCAAGAGCCCCGCAGUCGCGCCCGAUGGCGGCUCCCGAUGGCGCUGCGUUGUCGAGAUCGGCGGACCCGCCGCCCGCGGUCCGAGGGGGAGGCGGUGCCGGGGAUGCCCCGAGCCCAGUUCCCCCCCCAGUCGCUGAUGGCCCGCCCGCGAGAUCGGCGGACCUGCCGCCCGCGGUCACGGGGGGAGACGGUGCCGGGGAUGCCCCGAGCCCAAUUCCCCCCCCAGUCGCUGACGGCCCGCCCGCGAGAUCGGCGGACCUGCCGCCCGUGGUCCGGGGGGGAGACGGUGCCGGGGAUGCCCCGAGCCCAAUUCCCCCCCCAGUCGCUGACGGCCCGCCCGCGGGGCUGCCCGCGAGGGCAAUGACGCAGCAUAUGAUAGUAUAUUCGCAGUAUUUGAAGAUGGCAGUGAAGGGCAUCAAGACUAAGGAGUACCGCGGGUUGAAGACCGAUUACUGGCGACGUCGGUUCCUCCAGGGUGGGCGGGACUGGCACGUCACCCGCGUGAGGAUGAGGGCCGGCCGCGAGAAGUUCAGGCCGGAGGCGGUGUUCGAGAUCGUCAACAAGGAGGUGAUCAAGGUGGCCGACUUGGCCGACGUGUGCUUGCCCGACCGAGGUACGGAGGCGUGGGGCCGGCUGUUCGGCGGGUGCACGGAAGUGCUGGUGUUGCACCUCGGUGGCAUCGUAGAGAACCGCACCGAAUGGCGGCGCGAGGUGGAGGGCGCGCAAGGGGGCCCGGUGCUGCGCGCGGUUUCCCCCGAGCGCGCGGGCGCCCAGGACGACGCGGAGGACAAGGAGGGGCAGGGCCGCGUGCUCGUCGGCCAGGGCAUCGGCGCGGAAGAAGAGCAGGCGAAGUGGAGGCUGGCGAGCUCCUUCCUGUCGCGGCGCGGAGGCCUCGUCUGGAACGAGGUGGUGGAGGCAGCACUGGGCGACAAGCAGAAGCUGUUCGACCGCGUCGUGGACUUCCGGGGCAUGCACGCGACGCUGCUCACAAUGUCAAUCGGGGCGCUGAGACAAAUCGGCCAGGCUGCCAUGUUGCACCGGGACGUGAUCCGGGAGAAGAAGCCUGCACUUGUCUACCACCUAAUCCGCUGGUACCGCCAGGCGGCGGUCGAUGACGCGGCGUCGGCGGCCCCGCCCGCCGAGCCGGCGGCGGAGGAGGCGGAGACGGAGGAGAACCCGUUGGCGGACGCCCCACUCCUGAUCCCGCGCGCCAAAGUGGCGCGGAUCAUCCGCGCCCUGCUGCCGCUGUUGUCGGCGAAGAGGUCCGGCCACGCAGAAGGCGCGCCGCUGAAAAUCACCGAUGAGGCCGUGGGUGCCGUCCACGAGCACCUCGAGUACGUCCUGCGCGCUCUGGUGAGCGACGCUUUCGCUGUGGCCGAGUGGGCGAAUAAAGACCGCGUGAAGAAGAUGUCCAUGACUGCGCUGGCCGUCCGGAUGUCAGGCUCUAUCCAGACGAAGACGUUCGUGGCCAGCAAGCGGAGGCGCAGGCUUGCCAACGUCCUGGAUGACCUUGCGAAGCUCGCGGGGAGUGUUUACGACGGCGAUGCGCCGGUCGACUGGGUUGGUUGCGACGAGCUGUCCGAUUUCCUUUUCAGGAAGUUCAUCUCGGCCGAGAAAAGUGAGAAGAUUCGCGUGCCUGCGGCAGCUUUCAGGGAUAUGCGGUGUUUCACGUUCCACUUCCUCGACGCGUUCCUUUCCCAGGGCGUCGAAUCGGCGCGCCGCUGCGGUAAGAACACUCUGACCAAGCGGAUCCCCGAGCCUUCGGCCCAAUCUGCCCCCUGGCCGGCCUGGGUCGCGGGCGCGAGGGCGUGGCUCUGGGAGGGCGGCGCUGCGGGUGGCAUGUCGAACAGGGAGGCGCACGAUCUGGAGGCGGCAGGCGACGGUCUCAUGGAGCAGGCCGGCAAGAGGUGGAACAAGACCACGAGGGCGUUCGACGCGGUGGCCGGACACGCCGCUUGCCCCGAAUAUGCGAAGUACAAGAAGCAGGCGAAGGAGAAGUACGACGAAGCGAGAAGGAAACGCGUGCAACUUAAAGGAAUGGCAGAGCAGUCCGUGAACAAAGACGGCACCAAUGACGUGAAGAACGCGAAGGGCCAUCAGGACGCCAUCGACUAUAUCGACGCCAAGAAGAGCGAGUUUCGACAGUUGCAGAUGGACUCCACCGCCAUGUUCCGCGAGGUCGCCCUGUGCGGGUUGGCGCAGGAGCAGGGCCUCGCCGCUCUGCGGGCGUGCCUCGCCGACGCCCGCGGCGACGAGACACUUCGCGCCACCGAGAUCAGUUCUGCCGUGGCGCGUCGUGCCGUCGUAUGGGGCGAUUCCGCGGCGUGGGAUGACAUGAGGGAUUGUCUCCAGUCUCGGUUGGCCCCCGGGUCCCGGCCGCUGCCAUCCCAAGUCGUGUCCGUGUCUGCCGCCCACUUCCGCGAUUCAGAUUUCACCGUUCCCGACCCGAGGGAAGACGCUGUCCUGGUCCACGGCGGGUUGGAGAACGAUUACGAGUCCGCGGAGGAUGGGUGUCACUUCUUGCCGCUGCUUCACGUCGACGAGCAUGGCCAGUUGCCCCCGUGCCCGUCACCGAAGUGGGCCGACAUGGUGGCGUCCGUCGCUGGUCGCAGCGGCGAUCUCGCGUUGGAGUCGCGCGUCCGCGACGGGGGCGACUGCUACUUCCACGCGCUCCUCGUCCCCCUGCAUUUCCGGGGCGUUCUGCUGCUCGCGCCGGGUCCAAUCGUUGACGGACCUCGGAAGAGCCCCGAGCUCGCCUCUCAGCCCCCGCCUGAGUCGCCAGUUUCUGCGGAGAAGACGUCGCCUGCGUCGUUCACCUCCUUCAGGAAUGGGGCGCGAUUCGAGGAUGCUCUUGCAGAGAGUGCCAGCUUUCGCGUCCCAGACCCCACGGGCGAGAGUCUUGCCGCAUUGCAGGCUAUAGUCGAAGAGCUCCCGGAGGACGAGGCAUCGAAAGCGAUCGAAGAGUUCUUGUUCCCCGACAUCGUCUUCGAGGGAUUUAAAACGAAGGAGGAGGUGUACGAGACAGUGCGCCACAGGGUCAUGAGGGCGUGGGAGGACACCCGGUCCCACCGCCAGAUUGCCAGCGAGCUGGAUUUCGAUUUGCGCACCAUCGCGCCGAAGCUGUUGGCGGACGCCGUCCACGCCGCAGGCAAGGCCCGGGGUCUGUCCGCGGAAGCGCUGCUCGCCGCUGUCGAGUGCAACAUGGGUUUCAUCGAGGCGCCUGGAACGACGCUCACGCACUUGCCGUCGUCAGGCCAUUACAUUUCCCCUGGCCAGCCCCUCUUGAUUGGCAGUGCGUCCUCCACGCGGAAGUCACCUUUGAUGCAGUGCACGGAUAAAUGGUUGACGCAGGUCCCGGAGGCCUCCCCUGUUUUCAAAGACAAGUUGGUCAUGAACACGGACUGCACCACGGAGGGCAUUCGGAAGCAACUCGAAGAACACAGGCGGUGCGGCAUUUCCAGCGACGAGGCCGCCAACACGUUCCUGACGCCCUUCAGCGACCAGGAGUCCGGGGUGCAGUAUCUCAGCUGCGCGAAGCUUAACACGUGGACGCAGAGCGAGUACGACGGACCGGCGACCGGCAACGGCAAGGUGUCUUUGGACAACUACAAUUUCAUGCUCAAGUGCUCGGGCCAGACGGAGGUCGUCGAGUUUAUCGCCAUGCCGAUAGUGCACGGGUUCCAGAAGCGCAUGCAGACGGACGUGUGCGCAGACGACGGGGUCGAUUUCGAACAGAGCGACUCAUUCAUCGAGCGGCUGCACGGAUGGAUGCACGCGCAUUGUUCCGCUGUCGCCAGCGCACUCUCGCUCGACGGCUACGCCUACACCAUAUACCGUGCUGCGAAGCAGGCUCUGGAUGACAUCUGUCAGACCGUGCCGAUGCCACUGGUGUUCAAGGCGAAGUUGAAUUUCUUUCACAGCGAUUUGCUUCGCGGAACGCACCGGGUGCACCGCGGGGCCCAGUUCGCCAGGGACUACAUCGCCCAGCAUGCCGCCCAGGGCGGCGGCGGCGCCCUGGCGCCGCUUCCGCCCCUCGAUGCCGCUCGCUGGCGUCGCCUCCCCAGUGUCGACGACGUCGCGAUGGGCCUCCGCAAGGUGCUGCGCCAAAUUGACCUUCAUUUCGGGUUGUACCGUUUCCACGCAGCCCAGAAGGCCGCAGCCGCCGAGGGCAAUCAUCGCUCUGGUGCCGACUGCAGGGGCGUUGGCGGAUGUUCGGCGGCCGUUCUGGCAGCUCCCGACGUCGCGGAGGCCGCGGUGAAGGGUCUCGCGCCGUCCGAGCUGAUGCGGCAAUUUUUGCUCAUCCGCGCCCCCAAGGGGCAGACUUUCACGGCGGCGGACGCGAGGCAGUGGCUCCGAAACAAGAGGGAUUCGUGGUACAGGACGGACCUGGCCCAGAAGAUAUCCGACGGCCUGGCGGCGCUGGUCGCGGCGCAUCUCGUCGACAGGGUCGCUGGUGUCGCCGACGCGGGGGAGUCCACCUCGAGGGCCGAGGCGGCGCCAGGCAAGCGCACGGUCAACCCCAAGGGCGAGGGCACGUUCAAGAAGCGCAAGCUCGAGGCCAUCUUGGCGGACGCCGACGCCGCGGAGGAGCGCAAGCGCUUGCGAGUCAACACGCCGCACAGGCUCGAGCCCGGCAACAUGAGUGCCAACGGUGCUGAUUGGGGAGCGGUGCCGGGGCUCAACACAUACUACUGUUGCGGCGGCAAGACGGACUACGACAUGGAGAAAAAGCAGCACGUGCGGUGCAAGGCUGUGAUCCGGACUGACAGGUGGGCGCAAUUGCUCACGAUCAAUCAGGAGAUCGAGCAGGAAGGAGAUUCGAAGAUGCUCGUCUCCGAGAAGAAGCGCUUGCGCAAGCUCUGGUGGAACCUGUCGAAAGAUGCCAAAAAGAUGGACGCCGACGACGAGGAGAGCCUGCAGCAGGAGGCGAAGAGCAAGGCGAACCGCGCCUACGACGACGGCGGCUCCGACACGGGCGAGCCACCGACCGUCCGGGGACCUGGCGGUUCCCUUGCGCUGCAGCAGCUGCAGCGAUUUGAACAGCCAGCAGCGGUCGGCCAGCGCACUGAGUGGCACUGGAAGGCGGUCCGCGACGACGAGGCGCAGGCCGUCGCCCACUGCCGAUUCUCAGUGAGUUCGGGCGGGAGAUGGCCCAACAGGUGGGUACAGCUCUGGGGCAUCCUGAGACCUCGCUUGAUCUUGACACCGCGGCAGGCGCGCCCGAGCGCCGACCCGACGAGUCACCCGAAGGGCGAUGCUGCCGUGAGGCAGAGCAGGGUGGCCGCCAGCGCUAGGCUCCAGCGUAACAGCAGGGGCUUCCCGACACCCUCCAGGGCCCCUGGCGGCUUCCGGAUGCCUCCCGAGGACACGUCCGCCGACCCACGCAACGUGGGGCCGCGCGCGCUGAACCCGGAGAGUCCGUAG
Molecule: messenger RNA, 8523 nt
Organism: Prorocentrum cordatum
Lineage: Eukaryota; Dinophyceae; Prorocentrales; Prorocentraceae
Source: the annotation of a GenBank genome assembly